Laetiporus sulphureus 93-53 is the source of this 1062-nucleotide messenger RNA. RefSeq lists its product as uncharacterized. The coding region runs from base 1 to 963 and encodes 320 amino acids. Lineage: Eukaryota; Fungi; Basidiomycota; Agaricomycetes; Polyporales; Laetiporaceae. The record is from RefSeq and is a predicted model, not a curated record. The transcript has 11 exons.
AUGUCGGACGCGUCAGCUGCAAGCAUAUUGGCUCAGGAAGUGGAUUAUUUACAGGAUGAGCACUGCACAUGUUCAGCCCUCACCUUCUAUGAGUACAUUGUGACUUUUCCUCAAGAGGUCCACGUCAUCUGGGGAGCCAGGUUGACCACUGUCACGGUCAUCUUUGCCAUCAACCGUUAUCUGCUCAUCGUACAAGGCGUUAGUAACGCACUGAAUGUCAUCUGGUGGCAUACUCCACUGUUAAUAGAUUGUCGAAGCUGCAAUGCUGUCACCGUAUUGAACGAGGUGACGACUGUUGUUCUUCAGGCUGUGACAGCAAGCUUUGCCGCGUUCCGCACAUAUGCUAUUAGCGGACACCAGGUCGUCCCUGCAUUGCUAGUAUUGCUACUGGGGCUAGCUCAACUCGGCGGCUACUACAUCUUUGGAUAUGCAGAAAUGUCAUACGCGUUCGUCACUCACGUAGGCAGCUAUCCAGUCUGUGAAUGGAACCGCCACGAGUCCAGGGCGAUAUUGAACAUAUCCUUCCUCCCGGCCGUCUGCCUGGCUGUAUCUGACCUGAUCGUGGUCCUUGUCACUUGGUACAAAACAUUCCGACUCGCAAUAGAAGUGCGGAAGCUACGGUUUAAAGGAUCGAUCGCGACGAUGCUGAUGAGAGACGGCACGCUCCACUUCAUGUACGAUCAGUACCCAACCUCCGUCGCAAGUUUUCUGCUACCAAUAACGUCAAUCCUGGUGUCGCGCUUCAUCCUCAAUCUACGCCAGGUGUCUCUCGGCAGCGUGGGCUUGGAUACGAUUUCUAACAGCACCCUGGACACGCCGGACCUUCCCUCUCGCCUGGUUGGCAACUUUGGCGCCGAGCUCCAGGACACGUCUCUUGGUUUUGAGGACAUCGAGGAUGACACGGAGGACGAGCAGAAUAUUAGUGAGGACUGUGAGGCCUACGAGUUGACGCAGGUGCAGUAGUCAUCGUACAAGCUACGCGAUCGUUUUCAUUAGUUCCGGCUCUGGUGACUGUGACCCGCAUUUGCAUCUUGACAUACUUUAUCGAUCGCGAUAUCCGAG